GUUCUGCAUCACAAGAUGUUUGGCCUAGAUCUUCAGCCAAUUUCUCUACGGUUGAAUGGGACUCCCUCUGACUGUUUAUCAGAAUACCUGGCUAUUGAUAUGAAAGGGUUUUCUGUUUUGUACAAUGCAAUAAUUCUGGGAAAGUGUUUUAAAGCAAAACUGUGGGAGAAUUCAAAGCAUGUUUCCCGGCAGUUAGACAAAAUUGGAGUUGCUAUGUCCACUUUAUUAGUAAAUGCUGGUAUAACAACAUUUGAAAGUUUAAAAAGAACAAAUCCUAGAGAAAUAGAAAUGAUUCUGAAUCGGAACCCACCAUUUGGCUCAGUUUUAAUAGAUGGUGCCAAGCAAUUGCCACAAUAUGGCAUUGAAGUUGAGCAGACUUUUACCAUUCAAAAUGCAGUUGUUACUGUAUGUAUUACAGUUAUGCUUGCAAAUGUUGAAGAUCUACAGAAAAGAAAAAAAUUUAUGGCGAACACUGGCUUCUAUAUAAUUAUUGGUGAUGCAGAUAAUAAUGUUCUUCUAAAUAAAAAAAUAAUGUAAGCAUAUUUAAGUGUUCUGAAAACUAUCAAAAUGAUAAAUGUGUAUUUAAGUAUUAAAUUUAUAUAUAUGAAUGGGCAUAGGAAUGUCAUUCAGCAUGUCUGGCAGAAACUCUUGCAAGAAUGCAAGGUAAAUACCACUGUCAAGUCUUUAUGGGAGAAUGUAUGGACCAAGCACAGUCAUCGACAGUGCCAGCCCACAUAUUGAGGAUAAAUUUGCACUGUGAGGCAUACGUAUAUGUAUCAUGUGGGUUUUCAUCCGCCCAAGUAUGCAAGUUGCGAACAUUCAUCUUACCUCUAAUGAGAACAUAGCCUCAUUAGUGAAGAAAACUAACACUUGCUGUAAAGUUUCAGUCUGCAGCAUUUUGUCGCAAAAACACCAUGCAAAUUCCAUGCGUUUGCUGUAGUAUUCCGAUUCCAGUGCCUGGAUGCAUUGUAAAUAAAAAGGAUGCUGUCCUUCAUCAUGUAAAAUGCAUCAGAUAGUAGGUAGGAUGGGGGAUAUAAGUGUAUCUGGGGGUACAACUCAUAUACGUGUUAAGGGAUUACAUUCCAGUUCUUGGAGAAUGCUUUCUUCUGAAAAAACUGUCCGAGUUCUUCAUUGGUGACCAGCAUCCUGCUUAUGCACAUUGAACAAGCCAUUUCGCUCAGUCAUCUAUGCUGAGUGUCAAAUAAUGAGUGGCAAAUCACCUUUCUAUCAGGAUAUUUCUCAUGAUACAUUUGCACGGCUUCACGUCUAUUGCAGUUGGCCAUGUCAUAAAUCAAAUACAUGUCAGCCAUUUUGUAGUACAUGUAACUAGCUAUGUUGCUACCUACAUGUACACAGCUUGAAUAUAUAUAUAUAUAUAUAAUUUUAAA
Messenger RNA from Stegodyphus dumicola, 1388 nucleotides. Its product is annotated as putative ATP-dependent DNA helicase HFM1. Lineage: Eukaryota; Metazoa; Arthropoda; Arachnida; Araneae; Eresidae. Gene Ontology annotation, molecular function: ATP binding; nucleic acid binding. The record is from RefSeq and is a predicted model, not a curated record.